GGGAUGUGCUUGCACAAAGCAUCUCAUGGCUUUCUCAUUGUGUUAAUCAUUCCGUUUGUUAUACUUCAAUGGUGUAUCAGUUGCAGAAAGCAAUCUGGGGGUUUCUUACAUAUCUGUCAAAUUCCUCAUUACUUUAAGACUUAGUGAACAGCAUCUUCGAUUAACCUCAGCUUAAUUUACCUACCCUCAGUCAAACAAGAUGGCUGACAAUAAGCCAACUCUCCAUCACUUAGAUCACUCUCAAUCUCAACGUAUCCUCUGGCUUCUCGAAGAGCUAGGUGUUGAAUACAAUGUCGUCUACCACUUCCGCAAACCUGCCGAUGAUCCUAUUGCCCCUUUCCGCUCUCCCGAAUCCCUCAAAGCCCUAGGCCCAUAUGGAAAGGCCCCAGUUCUCACAACUGGGGCCGCGGAUGGCAACCGGUAUAUUCCCGAGAGCGAUGCUAUAUGCACAUAUCUUCUUCGCAAGUUUGACACUGAGGACAAGUUUGGCUUGAUUAGCGGUGAUUGGGUCAGAGAUGAGAUUCUCAAUUGUUUCAAUCUUACGACAUUCGUGCGAUCGGUUUACUUUAUUCUUUUUAUCGAUUUAGAUUUCAUUAGGAAUGGAGUUAUAAAUUGGUUUGAUGGUCCUGAGUUGAGAGAGAUUCUAACUAUCUUGGACGGAGAACUUACAAAUGCACCGGAAGGUGGGUAUUUCAUGGGGAAGAAUCCUGGCAGAGCCGAUAUUAUGAUGGAGUUUCCAAUGAGCUUCGUAAAGCAUAGGAACUGGGUUGACCCAGAAAAGGAGUUUCCUAGAUUGGAUGAGUGGUUGAAGAGAGUUUAUGAUAGGCCUGCUUGGAAGCGGGGAUUGCAGAAGGGUAAUGGCUCUUAUGAUCUCAAUGUUUUCCCCAAACGAGCUGUAACUUCGUGAUUGGAUUGUUUCCUUUUCCACUAUAGUCACGCACUGGUGGCAUUUCAUAGGGGCAGGAUAUUGUUUCAACACUAAUUCUCCUGCACGCAUGAGGCUUCCUGGUUCUUUGGUUUGUGCGAUCAAUCUGCAUUCAACAUUGCCCCUUUAAUUCUGAUAUCGCUAGCUAACA
Messenger RNA from Botrytis cinerea B05.10, 1076 nucleotides. RefSeq names its product Bcgst16 (gene Bcgst16). The record is from RefSeq and is a predicted model, not a curated record. Bases 200 to 907 code for a protein of 235 amino acids. NCBI's taxonomy places the organism in Eukaryota, Fungi, Ascomycota, Leotiomycetes, Helotiales, Sclerotiniaceae. The transcript has 2 exons.